Molecule: messenger RNA, 985 nt
Organism: Lolium rigidum
Lineage: Eukaryota; Viridiplantae; Streptophyta; Magnoliopsida; Poales; Poaceae
Product: hydroxyproline O-galactosyltransferase GALT3-like
Exons: 2
Coding region: 1-981 (326 amino acids)
Cellular component (GO): Golgi membrane
Molecular function (GO): hexosyltransferase activity
Source: RefSeq, a predicted model, not a curated record
AUGUCAUCGUCGGCCUCGUCCUCGUCCUACCUCGGGCGGCCGACCUAUUUCCUCAUGGCCCUCGUCCUCCUACUCACUGUCCUUUGCGUCACCUUCCCCGCCUACCUGCGCAACCCGGCGGACGCCAUCGGCUGCUUCACCGGUGGAAUCGCACCACCGGCGGCAUCGGAAGCCGCUGACGAGGAGCAGGAUCGCCGCCGGCCGGAGCUCAGCAUCCUAGUCGGCGUGCACACGAUGGCCAAGAAGCACUCCCGGCGGCACCUCAUCCGCAUGGCGUACGCGCUGCAGCAGACGCCCGCGCUCCGCGGCGCCGCGCGGGUGGACGUCCGGUUCGCGCUCUGCGCGCGGCCGAUGACGGCCGAGCAGCGCGCGUUCGUGGCGCUCGAGAGCCAGGCCUACGGCGACGUGCUGCUCUUCAACUGCACCGAGAGCGCGGAGGGGGGCAAGACGUACGACUACUUCGCCGGCCUACCGGCGAUGAUGCUCGGCGGCGGCGGCAGUGGCGGGGACUUGGACGUCCGGCCGUACGACUACGUGAUGAAGGUGGACGACGACACGUACCUACGGCUGGACGAGCUGGUGGAGACGCUGCGGCGGGCGCCGAGGGGGGACAUGUACUACGGCGUGGGCCUGCCGUUCAUGAACAGGAAGUCGCCGCCGUUCAUGCUCGGCAUGGGCUACGUUCUGUCCUGGGACCUCGUCCAGUGGAUCGCCACCUCCGACAUGGUCAGAAGCGAGGCCAAAGGUGUAGAAGAUGUGACCACGGGGAACUGGCUAAACAUGGGCAACAAGGCAAAGAACAGGGUGAACAUCUUCCCCAGGAUGUAUGACUACAAGAGUGCCCAGGCCAAGGAUUUCUUGGAGGACACCAUUGGUGUGCAUCAGCUCAAGGAGGACAUCAGGUGGGCACACACAUUGGAGCACUUCAACGCCACCCAGUUGGAUCCCUCCAGCAAGCUUCAAGAACCUACAGCCUUUUAGGGAG